This is a messenger RNA of Emiliania huxleyi CCMP1516, 1731 nucleotides long. Its product is annotated as putative ABC transporter. Bases 1 to 1731 code for a protein of 576 amino acids. Gene Ontology annotation, biological process: transmembrane transport. Lineage: Eukaryota; Haptophyta; Isochrysidales; Noelaerhabdaceae. Gene Ontology annotation, cellular component: membrane. Gene Ontology annotation, molecular function: ATP binding; ATP hydrolysis activity; ABC-type transporter activity. The record is from RefSeq and is a predicted model, not a curated record. The transcript is spliced from 4 exons.
AUGGCAUCCGACGAAGACGACCAGCGAGUGCCUCUGAAAGAACAGCUCCGACUCUUCCGGAGGCUGGCCGUUCCCUACUUUGAGCAAGCCGAGGGCGCAAAGCUCCAGUUUGCUUUGCUGCUGCUGCUCGUGUUGAUCGACGCCGGCGUGUCCGUAGUCUUCUCGUAUGUGGGGCGCGACUUUUACUCUGCGCUUUCCGCCAAGGACCAGGCGCUCUUCAUCGAGAAGACCGCCAACUUUGCGGUCGGCCUGGCCGUCGCCACGCCCCUCACGGUCCUCUUUCGGUUCCAACGGUCGCGGCUGGCGCUCAACUGGCGCGCGUGGAUGACGACCGAGCUGGCCCGGCAGUACUGCACGGACCAGACCUUCUACCAGAUCGAGCUGGACCCGCGGGUGGACAACCCGGACCAGCGGCUGACAGAGGACAUCAAGGCGUUCACGGCUGUCUCGCUCGACUUUGGCAUCGACCUGAUGACGUCCGUCAUCGACCUGGUCUCCUUCUCCGGCAUCCUGUACUCCAUCUACCCCGAGCUCUUCUACGUGAUCUUCGCCUAUGCCACCUUCGGCACACUCACCACCCUGCAGCUCGGCAAGACGCUGGUCGGGCAGAACGCGCAGGUCCUGCUGCGCGAGGCCAACCUGCGCUACUCGCUCGUCCGGCUGCGCGAGAACGCCGAGUCGAUCGCUUUCUACGGCGGCGAGGCGCAGGAGGCGAGGGAGGUGCGCGACCGGCUGGAGGGUGCCGUCGAGGGCCGGCGUGCGGUCCUCGGCACGCAGCGCAACCUCGAGUUCUUCACCACUGCCUACCGGUACGCCAUCCAGAUUCUGCCGGUCCUGGUGGUCUCGCCGCUCUACUUUGCGGGCACCAUCGAGCUCGGAGUGAUCACGCAGAGCUCGGGCGCAUUCAACAGCAUCCUCGACGACCUCUCGCUCAUCGUCAACGAGUUCGAGGGCAUCUCGAGAUUCUCCGCCGGCCUCCGCCGCCUCACGGCAUUUGGCGACAGCGCGGCGCCAUCGACACCGCCGGUGCCCGCCCCACCCUCGCCGUCGCCGCUGCCAUUUCGUGCGCUCGCGAUCGACGACCUGAGCCUCCUCACGCCCGACGGAUCGCGCCUGCUCUUUGCCAACGUCUCGCUGACCGUGCGCUGCGGGGAGCACCUGCUAGUCACUGGCCAGUCUGGCGCCGGCAAGUCGUCGAUGCUUCGCGCGAUCGCCGGCCUGUGGACGCGCGGCUCCGGCAUCGUGACGCGCCCGCUCACGGCGGACACGAUGUUCUUGCCGCAGCGGCCGUACUGCGCGCUCGGCUCGCUGCGCCAGCAGCUCGUGUACCCGCGGCCGCUCGAGGAGUGGUCGGGCGCCGAGUGGACGGGCACCGACGACGCGCUGCUGCGUGCACUGGGCGAGGUGCAGCUCACACGGCUCGCGAGUGAGGGGACAGCGGGGCUGGACGCCGUGCGCGACUGGGCGGACGAACUGAGCUUGGGUGAGCAACAGCGGCUCUCGAUCGCGCGAGUCCUCCUCCGCAAGCCGCGCCUCGCGAUCCUCGACGAGGCCACUUCGGCUCUCGACCUGGAGAAUGAGGCCCUACUAUACAACGCGCUCGGCCAGCUCGAGGGGCUGACGUACCUGUCGGUCGGGCAUCGCCCUUCGUUGCUAAACUUCCACGCGUCACGGCUGCGGCUCUAUGGCGUGGAGCGGACACCGUGCUAUGCCGUUGAGACGAUCGGAUAG